CACUGCUGAACCAGUUCUGAUGACAACACGAUCAUCUUCGACGCUUAAAACGAGGAUUUCCCGUCUAAAGCUGCUUAACCUUCACUGCGCCUUUUGUGCAGCGCGUCCUGCGGGCGGCCCGUACGUACGUGACUUCCCGCCGUCAGAUGAGAACAGGAGAGGAGGCUGCAGUAUUUCCUCUUGUUUUGGCGCAUCCGUGGUCCCGAUUCCGCAUCCUUGAGGUCCUUUGGCUGGCUUGCGAGAUAAAGGGGGGAUGCUGGGAUGCUUGGAUGGCAGACAACAAGGGAUAGGAGGCAUGCAGUCAGGAAAAAAAUAAACAGACAAGCAUGCAGUCAACGGUAACACAACUGUGGAGCCUUUUCCAGAAGGAAUGGAGACGAUCAUGUUUGGUAUGGGUUGUUUCUGGGGCGCCGAGAAGCUUUUCUGGAGAGUUGCUGGGGUCUUCUCCACCCAGGUGGGCUUUGCCGGCGGCUUUACGCCCAACCCCACCUAUGAAGAGAUCUGCUCAGGUCUGACUGGGCACACUGAGGUUGUUAGGGUGGUCUUCUCUCCCAAAGACAUCGAUCUGGAGGAGCUGUUGAAACGCUUCUGGGAGAACCACGAUCCGACGCAAGGUAUGAAGCAGCACGCCGAUGUUGGGACUCAGUACCGUUCGGCCAUUUACACAUCCAGCGCCACUCAACAGGAGCUUGCUCUGAAUAGCAAAGUGGUCUACCAGACGGAGCUGGAGACAAAGGGCGUGGGGGGCAUCACAACAGAAAUUGUUGAGUUGCAGCAGUUUUACUAUGCCGAAGACUACCACCAGCAGUACCUGAAGAAGCAACCCCGAGGUCAUUGCCGUCCGAAAGGCACCGGCAUUUGCUGCCCCAUCGGCACAGGGAAAGAAGACUCGUAAGGAACGCUAAAGAGGAAUCUUAAAGGUUAUUCAUCUCUCCUGGUUAUUACAGAAGGUGUCUAUUCUGUGCUGAAUUAGACAAGUGUAGUAUUUUGCUCUUGAUUGGUAUUACAAUUCGAAAGUGUUCUCACUGUCAUUUUUCAAGUAGGAAAAAUAGUCACUGCAGUUGGGAGUUUAUUGCUUGCAGUAACCGUUUCAUUCCACAAGAUGGCAUUAAAUGAUUGUGUAAAUGUCUAUAUCUUUUACAAACUAAACCACCAGUCACUACUUUAGUAUAUGAGUAGUUGCAUUUCUUAUUAAUUUCUUAUUAUUACAUAAGACUGUUUUAUCAAAGCAAUAAUGUAUUAAUAACUGAUUUUGUUGUACCAAGGAGUAGAUGUUUGACGUAGCUUUAAUAAGUGUUUCUUUGAAAUACUAAUAAUUCAAGAAUUGUUUACCGUUACCAUUUACCUAAAUCCAACUUUGGCAAUGAGUCAAAUGCCAUAUUGUUCUUUAUGUUGAUGAGGUAAAUUCCAUCUGGCUGUGAAUUGCUCGUCACUUGUGCCGCCUCAUUUCAUUUCGUGCAAAUUAGUCACAGCUCUCAUAUUGAACCACAGCAUGUACGCAGAUGUAUGGACAACUACAAGAUACCUUAUGAAAUGUGUCCUCUCCCAAAUGAAUGCAUACAUUGUUGUUGUAAAUUCAAACAAAUCAAGCCCACAUCAUAUUAAAAAAAAACGUAAAUCAAACAGAUCGUAUCUCCAAAUAAGCCUUUUGGUCAACCGCAGUUUUGUUUCACCCUGCUCUCGUAUUUCCCCCUCCCUCUUAUUGAAUGUGUGUGUGUGCGUGUCACAUCCUGACACCUGUGUGUAGGUGUGGACCGGGGCACAGGUGCAGGUGCAACCUCUCGGGGCCUAUUUUCGUAUUGGGACAGAUAUUUUUGCAUGUGUCUGCAUGCAGCAAUGUGUAUGUGAGUGUGCGUACUGUACGUGCGCGUGUGCUGUGGCUUGCUUGAUGGAACCGCACUGAGAGGUAUGUGGUUGGGACAGCUAGUUGCUUCCCAGCACCUGGUUUUAAUUUAAUUUGGCACGCUGGCGUGUUUUUUUUUUUUGUGACCUCCUUAAGUAAAACGAUUGUAGACCUCUGCCAAGGCUGAACAAUAAUGCCAAAUAGUUUCAAGUGGCACACAGUUUAUAAGCGGAAACAAUGAAAAUAAUAAGUGCUGUUUUGUGGUGGCUGUAGCUGUUGAAUUCCAGUCCUGCCUGUGGUUGGUAAUAUUGCAUAAUUAAACGUCAAUAGUAAAGUGCAGAGGUUCUCGUCCGCAUUGAAUAGACUGGAGAUUUACGAAAAGUGCUUCCCGGUCAAGCACUCACGUAGACUUAAGCUCACAAAAGUUGGAUCGCAGUAUGAAGAGCUCAAAACAGCAGUCGGCACAAACAGAGGCGUCGCGUCCCAUUAGGCAAACCAGGCAAUUGCCUAGGGCCCCCAGCCAGCAGGGGCCCCCAGUGGGCCAACAGAUUUAGCACACGCAGCUUUACUGCACUGUCGCAGCGACAAGAGCGACAGUGCCAGUGAAAGCCUUGUGUCUGAGUUCCCUGAAGGGGCCCCUUCACUCGCUCACGUGACUCAGAGUGAGAGUGAGCGGCGAUUUGGCUUUUUUUUUAAUUGGCGUAUAUCCAAAAUGAAGAGAAGUUAUCCUUCUAGAAGCGACAAAAGAAAGGGGGGAAAAAAGCAGAAGAGGAGAAAAGGAAGCAAGACAGCGGUGAGUGUACUAUGUUACUGUAGUUUUAUGUGCUAAUGUAGUAGAAGCCAGGCACUUUGAGUGUCUUAAAAGCGCUCUAUGAGACCAAGGCGUUAUUAUACUUUUAUUAAAUAUGCUAUUGCUCCAAGUUCAACUGUCCCCCUUACUUGCACACGCUCGAAGGGCCCCAUGUUGCUUGUUGCCUGGUGCCCCCGGGGACCCUUUCUACGCCUCUGGGCACAAAGUCUAGAAAGCACCAAAGUCAGAAAAAAGUCACAAUCAGACUGAUUCAGAGGCACUUAAAAUUGUGGCAAAUGUCUUGAAAUUAUCCAUCCAUCCAUCAUCUUCCGCUUGCUCCGGGGUCAGGUCGCGGGGGCAGCAGCUUUAACAGAAAAGCUGAGACUUCCCUCUCCCUAGCCACUUCAAUCAGCUCCUCCGGUGGGAUCCCCAGGUGUUCCCAGGCCAGCCGAGAGACAUGGUCUCUCCAGCGUGUCCUGGGUCAUCCCCGGGGGCUCCCGCCGGUGGGACAUGCCCUGAACACCUCUCCGGGGAGGCAUCCGAACCAGAUGCCUG
Molecule: messenger RNA, 3188 nt
Organism: Corythoichthys intestinalis (scribbled pipefish)
Lineage: Eukaryota; Metazoa; Chordata; Actinopteri; Syngnathiformes; Syngnathidae
Gene: msrab
Product: methionine sulfoxide reductase Ab
Exons: 7
Coding region: 371-895 (174 amino acids)
Biological process (GO): cellular response to oxidative stress
Cellular component (GO): cytoplasm
Molecular function (GO): peptide-methionine (S)-S-oxide reductase activity
Source: RefSeq, a predicted model, not a curated record